AUGGGACGAGCGUCGGACAACAGCGUGAAUCCAGCCGUGCUCGCCGCGGAGUACGCGGUGAGAGGGCCCAUCGUGCAAAAGGCGCAACAGCUCGAGAAGGAUCUCGCGAGCGGUGCGAAGCUGCCGUUCGAUAAGGUGGUGUACUGUAACAUCGGAAACCCGCACGCGCUGGGUCAGAAGCCGGUGACGUUCUUCCGUCAGGUGCUCGCGGCGUUGGAUUGCCAAGGUCUUGACGGCGCGUUCCCGUCGGAUGUGGUCGCGCGUGCGCAGGAGUACAAGGGAAGUAUUCGAGGCGGUACGGGCGCUUACUCGGAGUCCAAGGGCGUGUACGUCUUGCGUGAACGCGUCGCGAAGGGGAUCACGGCGAGGGAUGGGAUCAAGUGCGAUGCGGAUGACCUGUUCUUGCUUGACGGGGCCUCGGCUGGGUGCCACCAUAUCAUGAACGUGCUAAUCAAGUCCGCGGACGACGCCAUCAUGUGCCCGAUUCCGCAGUACCCGCUGUACUCCGCGGCACUUACGCUGUACGGGGGUACGCUCACGCCGUACUACCUCGACGAAGAGGGCGGAUGGACGCUUAACGUUGAGCACCUGAAGGAGCAAGUCGCGAGCGCACGCGCCGCAGGCAAGAAUGUCCGCGCACUCGUGGUCAUCAACCCGGGCAACCCGACCGGCAACGUUCUUCCGGACGAAAACUUGACCGCGACGGCUCAGUUCUGCGCUGACGAGGGCCUCAUGCUUAUCUCCGACGAAGUUUACCAGGAGAACGUAUAUGCUGAUGGCAAGAAGUUCACCAGCAUGCGCAAGAUCGUGCACGACGCGGGUCUCACAGAUAAGUUGGCGUGCCUGAGCUUCCAAAGCAUCAGUAAGGGUUAUUACGGCGAGUGUGGCCGACGUGGGGGAUACAUGGAGCUCACCGGUAACUGGGAUGAAGGCAUUAAGGAUGCGCUUCUCAAGCUCGCCUCCAUCGCUCUUUGUCCAAACCUCGCCGGCCAGGUGUGCACGUCGAUGGUCAUGGACCCGCCCAAGCAGGGCGAGCCGUCCUACGAACUCUUCAGUAAGGAGCGCGACGACAUUCUUGCAUCGCUCAAGCGUCGUUCCAUCAAGCUAAGCGCGGCACUCAACGCGCUUGAGGGCGUGACCUGCAACGCUGCAGAUGGUGCUAUGUACUGCUUCCCGAACUUGACGUUCCCGCAAAAAUUCAUGGACGACUGCGUGGCCGCCGGCAAGGUUCCGGAUGCUGAGUACUGCAGCCGCUUGUUGCUCGCUACUGGUAUCGUGACCGUUCCGGGCUCUGGCUUCGGUCAAAAGCCGGGCACGUGGCACUACCGCAUCACCUUCUUGCCCAGCGAGGAGGACAUUGAAGGCGUCGCCAUCAAGCUCGCUGACUUCCACGAGAACUUCAUGGCACAAUACAAGUGA
Molecule: messenger RNA, 1419 nt
Organism: Ostreococcus tauri
Lineage: Eukaryota; Viridiplantae; Chlorophyta; Mamiellophyceae; Mamiellales; Bathycoccaceae
Product: Pyridoxal phosphate-dependent transferase, major region, subdomain 2
Exons: 1
Coding region: 1-1419 (472 amino acids)
Biological process (GO): biosynthetic process
Molecular function (GO): L-alanine:2-oxoglutarate transaminase activity; pyridoxal phosphate binding
Source: RefSeq, a predicted model, not a curated record